Geodia barretti is the source of this 759-nucleotide messenger RNA. NCBI's taxonomy places the organism in Eukaryota, Metazoa, Porifera, Demospongiae, Tetractinellida, Geodiidae. The record is from the annotation of a GenBank genome assembly.
AUGGCAAGGAGAGUUUUAUCGGCUGUGCGUUAUUUAGAACGCGGCACCUCCUGGGCCAGAGGGACGGCUCCGAAAAAAUUGCUGCACUCCUCUGCCAGUUGUGGUGGUGGGGGUGAACAACUGUUCGUCCACAGGGACAGCGAUUGGAACAAUCCCGACGUUCCUUUCGAGUUCACGGCGGACAACCUGAGGCGGGUGGAUACGAUAGUUUCCAACUACCCCGAGGCCCACAAGGCUGCGGCGGUCAUCCCAGUCCUUGACCUAGCCCAGAGACAGCACGGCUGGCUGCCCAUAUCUGCCAUGAACAAGGUGGCCAAACUGCUCGGGAUGGCCAAAAUGCGGGUGUACGAAGUGGCCACAUUCUACACAAUGUUCAACAGGAGUCCCGUGGGUCGCUACCACGUCCAGGUGUGCACUACCACUCCCUGCAUGCUGUGCGACAGCACCGGGAUCCUGGACACCAUACGCAGUAAACUGGGCAUAGAGGUUGGCGAAACGGCAAAGGACGGUCUGUUUAGCCUCGUCGAGGUGGAGUGCCUUGGGGCGUGCGUGAAUGCCCCGAUGGUGCAAAUCAAUGAUGACUACUAUGAGGAUCUGAAAUCCAAGGACAUGGAGUAUAUUCUGGAUGAGUUGGCUGCUGGAAGACGACCCAAGCCGGGACCUUAUUCGAGUCGCCAUGCAGCCGAGCCCAUCACCGGACUCACCACUCUCACUGAGCCUCCGAAGGGACCUGGCUUUGGAGUUAGAGCUGACUUGUAG